GUUCAAGCUGUGUGAAUGCUCUUAAGUAGCUAUAUAUAUUUGUCUCAGAUAGGGGUGGGCGAGUCGUGCACUCUCCCUGGGGGAGAAAGGAGUCAGCGCUGUCUUUUAUGAAGCGGCAAUAAAAAAAGCCUUUUUUCCUGAAUUGGCUCCUUCUGUCACGUUACAACAGGAGGAUUUUUUUUUCCUCGUUUGUUCUUUCCUCCAAGUUGCCUCUGGACUGUGGGGGCCGCUGCAGUUGUCCUCUAAACGCCACCCAGCCGCGGGGAUUUCUCCUGGGGGGGCCCGGAGCGCCGGGGGCCGGGCCGCGCUCACAUGACGGGCGGGGGCGGCCCCGCCGCUGCCUCCGGGCUGCCGGGACGGGUCGGGGCCGGGGCCGGGGCCGGGGCCGCUCCUCCGUCCGCCGGCGGCCGCGGCUUCCGCCGCCCGCUCCGCACGCUCCGAGCUCCCCGCCUCGCUCCUGCCCUCCCCUCUCUCAUCCCUCCCUUUCGCUUCGCCUCCUCCCCGCCGUGGCUCCCCGGCUCAGCGCUCCCUGGCUCGCCUCGUCCUGCCCUGCCCUGCCCUGCCCUGCCCUGCCCUGCCCUGCCCGCAGCGUGCCGGCGCGUCCCUCCUCUCCCUCCUCCCUCCCGCUUCAGCCGCUUUGCUGCCCUCCUCGCACCAGCGCUGGUGCCUCGCCCGCGGGAUGCCCCCCGCUCUGCCGCCCACAGAGCUGUACGCCUCGGAGCGGAUCGUCGUGCUGGCCUCCUGCGUGCUCUCCUUCCUGGGCUCCAGCCUCCUGGUCUGCACCCAUGCCCUGUGGCCGGAGCUGCGGACCCGUCCGCGUCAGCUCCUGCUCUACCUGUCGCUGGCUGACCUCCUCUCUGCCCUCUCUUACUUCUACGGGGUGCUGCAGGACUUCGACAGCACCUCGUGGGACUGCGUGCUGCAGGGCGCCCUGUCCACCUUCUCCAACACCAGCUCCUUCUUCUGGACCAUGGCCAUUGCCCUCUACCUCCACGUCACCAUUGUGAGGGGCUCCCCCACGGGCACGGGCCUGCUCUGCUGCUUCCACGUCGUGAGCUGGGGAGUCCCCCUUGCCAUUACGGUGGCUGCUGUUGCUCUGAAGAAGAUUGGCUAUGAUGCCUCCAACGUUUCUGUUGGCUGGUGCUGGGUCAACUUGGACGCAGAGGAUCGGGUCUUGUGGAUGCUAUUAACGGGGAAAGUUUGGGAGAUACUGGCCUAUGUGACUUUGCCGGUGCUCUACAUCCUCAUCAAGAAGCACAUUAAUAGAGCACAUGCAGCACUGUCAGAGUAUCGCCCCAUCCUCUCAAGAGCACCUGCAUUUCAGCCCCGGACUUCCAUAGCAGAUAAAAAGUUGAUUCUCAUCCCUGUCAUCUUCAUCAUCCUACGCAUCUGGAGCACUGUGAGAUUCAUUCUGACGCUCUGCAACUCCCCUGCAGUGCAAAAUUCAGUCCUUGUUGUCCUGCACGGAAUUGGUAACACGUUCCAAGGAGGAGCCAACUGUAUUAUGUUUGUCCUCUGUACGCGGGUGGUCCGGGCUCGGCUGUUCUCCUCCAUUUGCUGUUGCCACUAUGACAGCUUGAGGUGGCCUUUGCAGAGGUCCAGCAGCAGUCAGCAGCACCCAGAGCCCUGCAAGAACACGGAUGUGCCAGACUCUGCGCAGACGAGACCUCUGCUUUCCAGCACCUGAGCCUCGACCUCAGUGCUGAUUUCAUCUUUCUCGGUGCAGGAUGGUCCUGGAGUGCCACAGAGGGAGCUGGAGCCUGGGGAAAAGCUCUGCUGGGGUGACUGAGCAAGCAGAAGAGGUCCCACUCCUCCCUGGCAUUCAGAUCCCAGCUGCUACAGUCUUGAACUUUGCUCAGGAUCCUCUGGAAGAUUCUGUUUGGUGACAUGCCAACUUCCCGGUUUUCUUCUCUCUCCUCCUUCUCUAUCUCCACCGUAAGAAAUUGUUUGGGGUUUUGCUUUUCUGUCCAACAAGGUGUUCUUUCGAGUUCCUGGGAGAGCAAAUACCACGGUGACAGAAAAAAUUUAGCAUCUGCUGUACAGGACUGUCCUGGGCAUGGAUUUGAAUCCUGGUGCAAGAGGUCUUCCAGGGGGCUCUGGACUGGCUCCUGUUCUUCACUUGAAUGUGGACAGUAGUCUGUAAACGUGUUUCCUGGUGGGGAUGGACGAUUCGUCUUAAUGUUUUGCUGCUCCUCCUUGGUGGUUGAGGGGUCCUCAUCAGUGUCUGUGGUGGCAGCAUGCUUCCUGCCUCCUGGGGAAAUCUGAACUCUGUGGACUCUUGGUGCUGAGAGAUACUUAGGUGCACCAGGAGAGCCCUCACCAGCAGCAAGGUGGUGCCUGGCGUGUGCUCUGAACUUCAGGCGUCCUCUGCCAAAGCACAGGCUGUGGGGUCUGGUCCACAGGGGCAGUAAACUGGAGCUGGGGAGGGGAUGUUUUCGUUGGUUUGCUAGUUGGAGAUGCUCUUUUACCCUGUUUACAGCUCCUCACGCUAGUUGUUUUUAAAUAUUUUCUCCAACUUUGACAAAAUAAAGCUUUGUUUCUUUACUGA
Dromaius novaehollandiae (emu) is the source of this 2548-nucleotide messenger RNA. RefSeq names its product G protein-coupled receptor 157 (gene GPR157). NCBI's taxonomy places the organism in Eukaryota, Metazoa, Chordata, Aves, Casuariiformes, Dromaiidae. The coding region runs from base 680 to 1687 and encodes 335 amino acids. Gene Ontology annotation, molecular function: G protein-coupled receptor activity. Gene Ontology annotation, biological process: cell surface receptor signaling pathway; adenylate cyclase-activating G protein-coupled receptor signaling pathway. Gene Ontology annotation, cellular component: plasma membrane. The transcript is spliced from 5 exons. The record is from RefSeq and is a predicted model, not a curated record.